AUGGGGGAUACUCGGGUGCCGGAUAAGCAUACCAGCCAUCAAUCAGAGACCUCCACCUUUGGCCGUGGAGAGGCAACUGCCAAACCCUUUUCUCAAGCGAGGGUAUCCAUAGUUCAUCGGGGAAACCCUAGGGUACUUAUAGGCAUGCCGAAGGAGCAUCUGUUCGGCGUAGAUGACUAUACGGGAGCUAGUUAA
Messenger RNA from Prunus armeniaca (apricot), 195 nucleotides. NCBI's taxonomy places the organism in Eukaryota, Viridiplantae, Streptophyta, Magnoliopsida, Rosales, Rosaceae. The record is from the annotation of a GenBank genome assembly.